UAUUAAACAUAAUAAUUUCAUUUGUUAAUUUUGUGAUCAUCAACGAUUUUAUUUUAUCUGGCAAAAAAAAAAUCGGACAUAAUGGUCAAAUAUCUCAUUAUCGGUAUUGCCACCAUGGCAUUUGCUGUGGUGAUAUAUGCUCAAAAUAGUUGCCAUCUACGUGAACUCGAUCUUUGUGUUGCAUCCGGUUUGGCAUCUGGCCAAAAUUUGCCUACAACAAUUGCCGAAAUUAAUAAACAAUGUCAAGGAUUAAAAGAAAUGAAUGAUUGUAUUGGAAAUUAUUCUCGCCGCUGUUCAACAAAAUCGAUGAGAGAAUUUUUACGUUCCAUUACAACACAAGGUGAUGUACAAUCAUGGCAUCAGAAUUUCUGUGAAAAAGAUAAUUCCGAUGAACGGCAACAAUAUUUAAAACAUGCAACAUGUUUAAAUCAAGCACAAAAAGAAGCCCGUACUUGUAUGCGUGAUUUGACCGUUGCAUUGGAUCGUGCCAUCAAUAAUGAUGUUGAGAAACGUAUACCGGAAAUGUGCUGUGCAGUACGUCGUAUGCGUAAAUGUAAUGAUGAUAUUGUUGAAAAUAAAUGCGGUAAAGAAGGUAAAAAAUAUAUGAAUCAAAUGGUACAAUCGAUUGCCGGCACACGAUUACCGGAGAUUGCAUGUCGUGAUUUUGAUCCAACAAGUAAAAAAUGUACAUCAAUAUUACCGGCACCUGGUACAAAACCAGGCAAUACACGUUCCAAUUCAGUGUUAUCACGAUUGUUGAAUACAUAUUCAGCAUUGUAAAACGAACAACCAAACAACCAAACACACACACACUGACACACACACACACACAUUGAAAAACAUGAUUCAUGUUUCAAAAAAACAAAUUAAUUCUGUUUCAGUUUAUGUUUUUGUUUCAAAAAAAAUUGAUUCUUUACAAAUGAACGUUACAACAAAUUCAACGCAACAGUAACAUCAUCAUAAUCAUAAUCAUCAUCAUCAGCAGCAGCAGCAAUUUUACAGAUUCUUUCCAUUGUUCAUCAUAUCAUCAUCAUCAUCAACACACACACACACACACACACACACACGAUAUAUUCGAUUUGAUUUGAUCAUAUCUUUCAUUCUCAUUUACUAUUUCACUAAUAUGUGCUCUAUCUAUUUGCGCGCGCUUAUGUUUUAAUUAUUAUUAUUAUUAUUAUGUUAAUUUGUCAUUAUGAAAUCUUCAUAUAAUUAAUUAUUCAUCAUUUUUUGAUUUAAUAAUUAAAAAUAUAAAAAUUAAAAAAAAA
Messenger RNA from Dermatophagoides farinae (American house dust mite), 1265 nucleotides. RefSeq lists its product as uncharacterized. The record is from RefSeq and is a predicted model, not a curated record. Lineage: Eukaryota; Metazoa; Arthropoda; Arachnida; Sarcoptiformes; Pyroglyphidae.